Cololabis saira (Pacific saury) is the source of this 1296-nucleotide messenger RNA. It is a transcript of the gene fam43a, whose product is annotated as family with sequence similarity 43 member A. The coding region runs from base 102 to 1112 and encodes 336 amino acids. The record is from RefSeq and is a predicted model, not a curated record. The transcript has 2 exons. NCBI's taxonomy places the organism in Eukaryota, Metazoa, Chordata, Actinopteri, Beloniformes, Belonidae.
GCACUGGGAUGUAAAUGACACAACUGGCCCUAGACGAUGGACAGCAGCACUUUAGAAGAAGCACAGACGAAUGUUUCCAUUGAGUGCAAAACAGCCAUACAAUGCUGCCUUGGAAGAAGAACAAGUUCGAGCUGAUCGAGGAAGACAAGCAGUCCAGUAAGCAGAAGGGCUAUGCGGUGAGCCUCAACUACUCCGCGCUCGCGUCCUUCGCCAAAUCCUGCCCGGAGAGCGCGCUCAGCAGGGUGGGCAGCAUGUUCAAGUCCAAGAGGAAAAAGGUGAAGAUCACCGGGGACGACCCCACCUACACGGUGCUGUACCUGGGCAACGCCACCACCAUCCAGUCCAAGGGGGACGGCUGCACGGACGUGGCGGUGAGCAAGAUCUGGGGCAAGAGCGACAUGGGCAGGAACGGCACCAAGAUGCGCCUGACGGUGAGCGCGCAGGGCAUCCGCAUGGUGCACCUGGACGACCGCGCCAGGAGACCCGGACACCUGUACCUGCUCCACCGGGUCACCUACUGCGUGGCGGACCCGAGACUACCCAAGAUAUUCGCGUGGAUUUACCGGCACGAGAUGAAGCACAAGGCGGUGAUGCUGCGCUGCCACGCCGUGCUGGUGUCGCGGCCGGAGAAGGCGCAGGCCAUGGCGCUGCUGCUGUACCAGACCUCCGCCGCGGCCCUGCAGGAGUUCCGGAGGCUCAAGCGCCGGGACGACGCCCGGCACCAGCAGCAGCAGCUGGUGGGCGAGCAGACCAUCCCGCUGGUGCCGCUCAGGAAGCUGCUGCUGAACGGACAGUGUUACUACAAGCCCCCGGUGGAGCGCAGUCGCAGCGCGCCCAAGCUGGGCUCCAUCACGGAGGACGCGCUGGGCGAGCAGGAGGAGGAGAGAGCCAUGCACUUUGAAUGCGAGGACGUCCUGGACACGGAGACGGAGAGGGACGUGAAGCAGGAGUUGAGUCAGAUUAUUAAUGACCUGGGAGAGAUGAGUAUAGGGAACGACGUGCAGACUUUGAAAGCUGACCUGAGAGUCACCAGACUGCUGUCCGGGGAGAGCACCGGGAGCGAGUCCUCCAUAGAAGGAAACCAGGACACUCCUGCGCUCAGUGAAGCCUGAAUUAGGGUUUAGCUGGGGUUUUUUUUAUGUUUUGUUUUGCUCCAGCCACAGCGUCUCCACGAGAAACACACUGCAAAAACUCAAAAUCUUAACAGGAAUAUUUGUCUUAUUUCUAGUUAAAAUGUCUCAUUUUUAGUCAAAAAAAUCUCAUUACACUUAAAACAAGAGUCAUUACCAGAAAAAU